UAGAAACACACGGUAAUCUCAACUAUUUCUAUCGAAAAUCAUAUUUGUAGCUGUUAUAUAUUAUAAUAAAACGUAAUAGAGUGUGAGCCUUUUUCAAUAUUUUAACAUAAAAAGAACCUUUUUUCCUUAUUCAUUACUAAUUCAAAACUCUCUUUAUAUAAAAAAAGAAACCUUUGCAUUUAAAGUUACAAAAUUAAUUCAACACAGCAUUCAAAUUAUUCGUUAUCGUUAUAAAUAAUUAACGAACAAUUUUGCGAACUAAAUUCGAUUUCAACUCGAACUAUGUCCGAAUGUAGAUUAUUUUAUCAACUGCAACAUGAUAAUAGUAUUUAUCAUGUAAUUUGUAAGAUUCAUUUUCAAGGGUCAGAAAAUACUAUUUUGCUUGAUGAUGAUGAACAUGAGUUCUUUUUUGAAAAUUCGAACGAUUCCGUAACGACAUUUCAUGUUACAUGCAAAUUAUUAUCACAUUCAUUAAUUGUAAAUCUAUUGAAUAAGAAAGUUUAUGGAAUGAAUUUUAAUGUAACUUAUUCUAAAAGUAAAUUAACUUUACAUCAAAAAUUAAAUCUCAAACAAACCUUGCAGCAAAUUCUUCCUUCUUACUUCUCACAUAUUUCUGAUAAUGAAGUAAGACCAGACUCUGAUGAAUAUUUUAAUUCCUCACCUGAAGAAAUUGAAAGCAAUAUUAUGACGACACAUAGUACAAGUUCUUCGAUUAUUGAUAGUCAAAAUAUGCAAAGUCAUUUAUCAACUGAAAGCUUGGAAUCUAAUGAACUCAGAUUAUUUUAUCAAGCACCAGAUGAUGAUAAUAUUUAUCAUGUAAGUUGUAAAAUGUUUUUACAAGAUUUGGAAAUUUCUGCUUCUCCGGAUGAUGUUUAUGAUUAUGAAUUCAUUUCAAAUGAUUCCGAAAUGAUACUUUAUGUUACAUGUAAACUAUUACCAUGUUCUUUAAUUGUAAAUAUUCUAAAUAAGGAAACUUACGGAAUUGAUUUUGAUAUAUCUGAGUUGAAACGUAAAUGUUUAUUAUCUUCGCAUCAAAAGUGUAAUCUCGAAAAAAACUUGAAGAAGACUCUUAAUUUGUACUUUUUACAACAUACAAGUGAAACAGGACUAUAUUUCAGUGAAAAUUUAAGUACUUCUCAUGAAAGUAUUAAUGAUAACAUAGUUAAUAAUCUCGACAAUGUUUGUCCACACAAUUGAUUGUAAUAUUUUUAUCAAGACAACUAUCUAUAAGGAAUAUUGGAUUUACUUCGUAAUUAAAUAAAUUAAAUCAUAUAUGAUGAAAAAAAGAAGAAAUUAU
Messenger RNA from Rhizophagus irregularis DAOM 181602=DAOM 197198, 1297 nucleotides. RefSeq lists its product as uncharacterized. Lineage: Eukaryota; Fungi; Glomeromycota; Glomeromycetes; Glomerales; Glomeraceae. The record is from RefSeq and is a predicted model, not a curated record.